Messenger RNA from Humulus lupulus (European hop), 946 nucleotides. RefSeq lists its product as uncharacterized. The transcript is spliced from 5 exons. The record is from RefSeq and is a predicted model, not a curated record. Lineage: Eukaryota; Viridiplantae; Streptophyta; Magnoliopsida; Rosales; Cannabaceae. The coding region runs from base 1 to 594 and encodes 197 amino acids.
AUGUUGGAUAUUACACAAACGAUAAGGGCUCGGGGGUCUUGGGAAAACGGCGCAAAUGACGGUCGUGGGUGGCUCGGUCUCACGGAGGGUUCGUGGGUGGCUCGGUCUCGCAGAGAGGUCGUGGGUGGUGGCUCUGGUGAUGGGGUUGUGGCGGUUUCUCUCUGUGUUAACGGAGAAGAUGAAGAAUGUAGUGCUCAGACUUUUAUGGGUCAUGGAGGCAGGAGAAAAGGUUGUGGCAGAGUCAAGGUCGCCACCAAUGAUUCUGCUUUGGUGGAAGCUAUCGCUGAUGAUUAUUAUGAAGUCUUGGGCCUGCUCCCAGAUGCCACACCAGCACAUAUUAAAAAGGCUUAUUAUAAUUGCAUGAAGGCUUGUCAUCCGGAUUUGAGUGGCAAUGACGUAGAGACCAAUAAUUUAUGCAUGUUCAUUAACGAAGUCUAUGGGGUGCUCAGUGACCCCGUUCAGCGCAUGAUUUAUGAUAAAAUUCAUGGCUAUGCAUUGACUGCUAUGAACCCAUUCUUUGAUGAUUCAAGCACGAAGGAUUAUGCUUUUGUAGACGAGUUUAGCUGCAUAGGUUUGGGAUAUGUAGAGCAAUGACGAAGUUGCCUCGAUUGCUUGGGAAGCGAAGAGCGAGGAGGGAGCAUCAAGAGCGGUGGUUGAAGCGGCCAUCGAAGCGUGGAAAAGAAAGUCCCCUUAUGCCAAAAUGGACGACUGCACUGUGACUUGCCUCUUCUUUCAGAAGUAACAUUAUCCUAGUAUGUUCAUAGUAUAUUAAGAGUUAAUUAGUAUAAUGAGUUGAACUGUGAUUUUAUUGGAUUGUCAUGUCUUGUUUGCAGGUUUUUAAAAUUUGGGGAUGUCCGAUUUGUAGUUGUUGUGCUGCCCGUUUUUCUAGAAAUUUACACACUCUUGUCUAGUUAAUUUUUAUAAAAAUCACUCGUUUUAUAUAUCA